UGGCGCGUUUGCGUAUAUAAAGCGCGUUGCGAAGGAAAUCAUCGUCGCUGGCUGCAUUAUCACAAAUACGGCUGUUUCCGACUGCUGGAUCGCAAUGCAGAUGAAGAAGCAUUCUCACCUAAUGAGUUAUUUAGGCAUGAAACAGAGUCCGGUCUCCCAGGAAUGAUGCGCACAUCUCUUCUUCAGGAUAGAAGAAAUAUUCCUCCUAAAAAUUACUGGAAUCCCACCAACAUGGACGCAGCCCCAUUCACGCCCUAUUUAGGCAUGAAUGGUCAACCAGGACCUAACCGUCACCCAUCCUAUGACUGGUCGGCUCGGCAACAUAGCAAUCGAUUUCUAAACCCACAAAGUUGGCCCAAUGAAAUCCCUUCCGAAUUUUGA
Molecule: messenger RNA, 381 nt
Organism: Protopolystoma xenopodis
Lineage: Eukaryota; Metazoa; Platyhelminthes; Monogenea; Polystomatidea; Polystomatidae
Source: the annotation of a GenBank genome assembly